CCCCAGCCAGUCGCCACGGAGAGAGCCAGGGGGAAGGACCCGAUUUCCCCCCCAGCCCGGGAAGCCCCCCUGCCACCACCGCCGGCUCUCUGCGGCUCCAUCCCCGCGGCGCAGGAACGAGCUGGUGUGUUCCUCCUAGAACCCCAAAUCAUCUUAUCUGGCCCAGUUGGUGUGAGAAGUGGGAUCAGCUGUACGGCGAGUGACCUCAGCACAGGCCCGGUGGGGACGAGGCUUGUGGCCUGGAGGUUCCCAACAGGCCUACCAGGGAGUCACCGUUGGGGAUCAAGAGUCGGAGUGGAGAGUCAGCUACCGUCUCCCUGCUGAGCUAAGAAAAUGGCCGCCACUCAAGAGGUGCCUCCCCCAGCCCUGGGCCUCCAUUUCCUGUAUCCGCUGGAGGAGACGAUGGCACCACGGGUGAAAAUGGAGGAGCCCGAACCGCUAGGCCCAGAGCCAGGCUGGGAGUGGGAGGCGGCCAGCAAGGCGCCAUGGCUGGUGCAGGCCGGGACCAUUGGGGAGCUGCUGAGGUGGGCGGCUCCUCAGCAGGCCCGGCCUGAGGAGACACCCCAAUGCUGGUGGGGGCAACGGUCGCCCCUGGAAGUCCUCCCGCCUUGGGAGAGCCCCACCCUGCCAGACAACAGCGCCCUCUUUGGGCAAGCAACCGACGCCUGCCCAUGGCCCCGAGGGGAGCGCUUGGCACGACUCACGCCAACCCUCAGCAGCGAGGCCUUCAGCAGCUCACGGGCAGGGGAUGCCAAGGAUUAUGGGAAGGUGAAGGCGGCCAUCUUGGGAGCAGAGAGGGCAGCCAUCUUGGGAGAGCAGUUAACGCGACUCACGCCAACCCUCAGCAGCGAGGCCUAUCGCAGCCUAGAGCCUGGAGAUGCCAAGGAUUAUGGGAAGGCUGCCAUUUUGGGAGUGGAUAGGGCAGCCAUUUUGGGAGUGGACAAGACAGCCAUCUUGGGAGAGCCAUUACCGCGUCUCACACCAACCCUCAGCAGCGAGGCCUAUCGCAGCCUAGAGGGUGGAGAUGCUAAGGAAUACGGGAAGGCAGCCCUUUUGGGGGUGGAUAGGGCAGCCAUUUUGGGAAUGGACAAAGCAGGCAUCUUGGGAGAGCAGUUGAUGCGACUCACGCCAACCCUUAGCAGUGAGGCCUAUCGCAGCCUAGAGGCCGGAGAUGCCAAAGAUUAUGGGAAGGCUGCCAUUUUGGGGGUGGAUAGGGCUGCCAUUUUAGGAGUGGACAAGGUGACCAUGUUGGGAGAGCAGUUGACACGACUCACACCAACCCUCAGCGGUGAGGCCUACCGCAGCCUGGGGACAGGAGAUGCCAAGGAUUAUGGGAAAGCUUCCAUUUUGGGGGCAGAUAGGGCAGCCAUCUUGGGAGUGGACAAGGAGGCCAUCUUGGGAAUGGACAAGGCGGCCAUCUUAGGAGAGCAGUUGACGCAUCUCACGCCAACCCUCAAUGGUGAGGUCUACCGGAGCCUGGAGGCCAGAGAUGCCAAGGGUUAUGAGAAGGCAGUCAUCAUGGGAGAGCAGUUGACACAAUUCAUGCCAGCCCUCAGCAGCGAGGCCUACCGUAGCCUAGAGGCUGGAGAUGCCAAGGAUUAUGGGAAAGCUGCCAUUCUGGGGGCAGACAAGGCAGCCAUCUUGGGAAUGGACAAGGCAGCCAUCUUGGGAGUGGACAAAGUGGCCAUCUUGGAAGAGCAACAGACACAAUUCAUGCCAACCCUCAGUGGCGAGGCCUACCGCAGCCUGGAGGCCGGAGACACCAAAGAUUAUGGCAAAGCGGCCAUCUUGGGUGUUGGCAAGGCAGCCAUCUUGGGAGUGGGCAAGGCUGCGGCAGAGAGGUGGCGCCAGUGCUUCCGAGGAUUCAGCUACCAGGAGGCUGGUGGGCCACGGGAGGCCUGGGCCCGGCUCCGGGAGCUCUCCCGCCGCUGGCUGGAGCCCCAGCGCCGCACCAAGGAGCAGAUCCUGGAGCUGCUGGUCCUGGAACAGUUCCUGAGCAUCCUGCCGGGGGAGAUGCAGAGCUGGGUCUGGGAACGAGGUCCCGAGACCUGCGCCGAGGCCGUGGCCCUGGCCGAGGGCUUCCAGCGGGGUCGGCCGGAGGCCGGGAUGUGGGAGCAGCAGGUCACUGUGCGGGUGAAGGUGGAAAAACCCAGCAUGGAGGAGACGCCGUGUGCAGGAGCAUCAUGGGAAACUCCCCUGCCCCCACUGCCCCGUCCCCAGGAGGGGGCGACACUGAGCCGGCCCGGCCCCGAGCUACCCUGCAUCCCCAAGGAAGAGCCCCAGCCGCCCCCGGCAGCCAUAAUGGAGGAUGCGAAUCCGCAGCAGAAAAGUCCAAAGGAGGCCAAAGUGCCCAGCACCUGUCCCCCAAAAUCCGAUGGGGACCGGGGCCCUGGGAGUCAGGGUAGGGCUGAUGUCCCCCAGCCGCCGAGGGAACUCACCCAGCAUGCCCAUGACCCUGAUGCUGUGUCUGGCUCCCAUCCAAUCCAGGGGCCUCACCUUUGCCCCCAAUGUGGCCGGAGCUUCCGCCAGAGUUCUGCCCUCAUGGCUCACCAGCGGACCCACACUGGCGAGAAACCUCACCAGUGCCCGCAGUGCGGGAAGAGCUUCUCCCGGGGCUCCCAGCUCACUCGUCAUCUGCGAAUCCAUGGGGCAGAGAGAUCCCACCGCUGCCAUCAAUGCAGCCGGAGUUUCUACCACAGCUCCGAGCUGGCCAGGCACCGGGCCUCCCACAGCAAGGACCGGCCCUACGGGUGCAGCCAGUGCGGGAAGAAGUUCCGUUGGCGCUCCGACCUGGUGCGCCAUCAAAUCACCCACACUGGCGAGCGUCCCUACGGCUGCCCAGAGUGUGGCAAGAACUUUGGGCAGAGCUCCCACUUGGUGAGGCACCGCAGGACCCACACAGCCAAUCCAUCACAUCCCUGGCUAGGACCUUCCAAUGGCUUCCCCCUCCCCAAGGCCGACGUGAAGUGGAUGGAGCGAGGGGAAGAGCCGUGGAACCCUGAUCUCCUAUCGCCUGAGGCUGAGGGGACCCCCGGUGAGAUCCACACAGCAGCUGCCGGGGCGGCUGCAGCCCCGACCCCCCGCUGCAAGCCGGCCGGCCGCUCCUACCAGUGCCCGGGGUGCAGGAAAUCCUUCCAGCAGAGCUCGCACCUGCUCCAGCACCAGACCACGCACACGGGUGAGGGGCCCUACCGCUGCCCCGACUGCGGCCGGGCCUUCAGCCAGAGCUCUGACCUGGUGCGGCACCAGCGCGUCCACACGGGCGAGCGCCCCUACCGCUGCCCCGACUGCGGCCGGGCCUUCAGCCAGAGCUCCAACCUGCUCCAGCACCGGCGCACCAACUCCGGCGCCCGCCCCUUCCGCUGCGCCCAGUGCGGCAAGGCCUUCGGCCGCAGCUCCCACCUGCUCAACCACCAGGCCACCCACUCCGGCGAGCGGCCUUUCGGCUGCGCCGAUUGCGGCAAGCGCUUCGGCCACAGCUCCAGCCUGCACAAACACCGGCGCGUCCACACUGCCCAGCGGCCCUUUGGCUGCGCCGACUGCGGCGAGCGCUUCCUUCGGAGCGCCGACCUGCUCAAACACCGGCGCAUCCACGCUGGCGAGCGGCCCUUCGGCUGCACUGACUGCAGCAAACGCUUCCUCCAGAGCUCCGAUCUGCUCAAACACCAGCAUGUCCACACUGGGGAGAAGCCCUACACCUGCGGGGAGUGCGGGCGUGGCUUCAGCCAGCGCUCCCACGUGGUCAAACACCGCCGGGUCCACAGCCGGGACAAGACCUGAAGCGGCUGCGGUUUGGGGUUGCCCGUGAACUUGGCGGGAGUUCAAAGCCAGCGGCUCGUUCACGAGGUGUUUGUUUGCGAUGUCUUGUGAACUCCAUUCGGCUGCCCACGCUUCAUCGGUAGGGCCCGUGUCUUCCGGCACCGAAAACAGACUCAUUUCGGAUUUGCGAAGCUUUGUUGUUUGGAAAUAUCGGUCACGCAUUAUUUUAAUACCAAAAAUACACGUAUCGGCAAACAUGAGCAAUGUAUAAUCCUUUUACGGCACGAAAAUGCGGUAGCCUACAUUACAAUGUUGACGGACACUUUGACAUUUUUUUUUUUUACAACCAAAAUUGUCAGUUUUAGAACAUAAGAAAUGUAUGAGGUGCUCAUCGCUAUAAAUACAAAACAAAAUUCUUGCCGAGCAAGACUGUGCAAUUAAAAUAAAAGUUGGAUUAUUGUUUUCUG
Trachemys scripta elegans is the source of this 4226-nucleotide messenger RNA. RefSeq names its product myeloid zinc finger 1-like. Gene Ontology annotation, cellular component: nucleus. The record is from RefSeq and is a predicted model, not a curated record. The transcript has 7 exons. Gene Ontology annotation, biological process: regulation of transcription by RNA polymerase II. NCBI's taxonomy places the organism in Eukaryota, Metazoa, Chordata, Testudines, Emydidae. Bases 334 to 3780 code for a protein of 1148 amino acids. Gene Ontology annotation, molecular function: RNA polymerase II cis-regulatory region sequence-specific DNA binding; DNA-binding transcription activator activity, RNA polymerase II-specific.